AUGUCCGAGUAUCUAAGAGAUGGACGGCAUCUCACCAAGCACUCCCUGUUGCCAUGGGCCGAGCUCACUUCGAUCAAAUUCAACAUGCACUCCAUGUCCUCGUGGCCAUCAGCACAACAGACCCGAGCGCUAUAUGACCUGUACGAUCUGCUGCAAGACAGUGCGUUCCAGUCGAUGGUCAACGCUCCAGGCUCACUCCUCACACAUUGCCAGGUGCCCGGCGCACAGGCCCUGCACUACUUGCUCAAGGGAGGUGGCUGCACCUCACUCACGGACAUUGACAACUGCGAUCAUCAUAUGUAG
Molecule: messenger RNA, 303 nt
Organism: Acytostelium subglobosum LB1
Lineage: Eukaryota; Evosea; Eumycetozoa; Acytosteliales; Acytosteliaceae
Exons: 1
Coding region: 1-303 (100 amino acids)
Source: RefSeq, a predicted model, not a curated record